Molecule: messenger RNA, 455 nt
Organism: Gekko japonicus
Lineage: Eukaryota; Metazoa; Chordata; Lepidosauria; Squamata; Gekkonidae
Product: fatty acid-binding protein, liver-like
Exons: 4
Coding region: 1-387 (128 amino acids)
Biological process (GO): fatty acid transport
Cellular component (GO): nucleus; cytosol
Molecular function (GO): fatty acid binding
Source: RefSeq, a predicted model, not a curated record
AUGGCAUUCAACGGCACAUGGCAGGUGUAUGUCCAAGAAAAUUAUGAAGAGUUCCUGAAAGCUAUUGCCUUGUCAGAAGACAUCAUCAAAACUGCCAAAGAUAUUAAGCCGACCAUUGAAAUCCAGCAAACUGGGAACAACUUCAUUGUCACAUCCAAAACCCCAAACAAAUCUGUGACCAAUAGAUUUACAUUGGGGAAAGAAACAGAAAUGUCCACCAUGGAUAACAAAAAAGUAAAGUGCACAGUAAACCUGGUAGAUGGGAAACUAAUAUCCAAAACAGACAAGUUCACCCACCAGCAGGAAAUAAAGGCUGUUCAAACUUAUCUUCCACAGACAAUAACUGCGGGCUCAGCAACAUUUGUCAGAAAAAGCAGGAGGAUUUAAAACUGCAAAAAGAAGACUUUGUUUAGCAAUAGAUAUUUUUAUAUUUGGGAAAUAAAAUAUACUUUCCA